Periophthalmus magnuspinnatus is the source of this 5736-nucleotide messenger RNA. RefSeq names its product diacylglycerol kinase, alpha a (gene dgkaa). The transcript has 24 exons. Gene Ontology annotation, biological process: lipid phosphorylation; intracellular signal transduction; diacylglycerol metabolic process. The record is from RefSeq and is a predicted model, not a curated record. The coding region runs from base 235 to 2412 and encodes 725 amino acids. Lineage: Eukaryota; Metazoa; Chordata; Actinopteri; Gobiiformes; Gobiidae. Gene Ontology annotation, molecular function: calcium ion binding; ATP-dependent diacylglycerol kinase activity. Gene Ontology annotation, cellular component: plasma membrane.
GCUGUGGAAGUUUGCAGGGGGCGUGUGAGAGAGCGCAGCCGACAGAAGAGAGGCACAGGCGGGCGGUCCUUCACUCUCAGCUCUCCACACUCGACCCACGGCCCCUGCUGUCUGCGCCUGCCCGAACUUAGCGCACACUUUGCCUCCAAAACACCGCUAUCUGACCGGCUUCUCCGACCGCACCGCUAAGACUUGACUAAACACCGCAACGGAGCAGAUCAGUUAAGCGGCAGCAUGUCCGCCCGCGCAGACUCUGAGGUGAAGGAGCUGAGCCCAGUCGACUUCAUACAGCUGCAGCAGUACAUCGAGUAUUGCAGCCUGAAGGUGAAGGACGUGCUCCGAGAGUUUGACCCAGAUGGCAGCCUGGCGCGGCACAGGCACGGAGAGUGCAUCAAUGAGGAGGGCUUCCGUCUGUUCCUCAAGACAUAUUUGGAGGUGGAGGACUUCCCUGCGGACCUGUGCCAGAGACUCUUUCGCUCAUUCCAAAACUCCAAAGACUCCACAGACACUGCCAAGGAGGUCUUUCUGAAGGAUGUGUCCUGUUACUUUUCUCUCCUGGAGGAUGGACAACCGAGGGACAAGCUGGAGUUUGCUUUCAAACUGUAUGACAGAGAUGGUAAUGGGGUCCUGGACAGCUCUGAAGUGGACAGAAUCAUUGCUCAGAUGAUGCAUGCUGCAGAGUACCUUGGCUGGGAUGUUUCAGAGCUACUUCCUGUUUUAAAGGACAUGAUGACCGCCAUAGACGCAGACAGCAGUGGCACCGUGUCCCUGGACGAGUGGGUGAACGGGGGCAUGAACAACGUCCCUCUCCUGGUGCUCCUCGGGCUAAAGAUGACACAAAAAGAUGGACAGCACCUCUGGAGGAUGAAGCACUUCAAUAAGCCUGUGUACUGUAACGUGUGUCAGAGCAUGCUGCUGGGGCUCAGGAAGCAGGGCCUGUGCUGCACCUGCUGUAAGUACACAGUCCACGGCCGCUGCGCCAACAGGAACCCUGCGCCCUGCACCAAGACCUACGUGAAAUCAAAGAAAGAUACAGGGGUUCCAACACACGACUGGGUGAGUGGGAACUGUGAUUCGAGGAAGUGUGAUAAAUGCCAGAAAAAAAUCAAGAGCCUUCAGGGUUUAACGGGCAAACACUGCGUCUGGUGCCACACGAUGCGUCAUGAUGAAUGUGCUGAGCUGGAGCCCAAAGAGUGCAGCUGUGGGCUGCUCCGGGACCAUAUCCUUCCUCCGUGGGCCAUAUAUCCUGUAAUAAAGGAAAGAGCAAACGGUUGUUCAGGAUCUGCAGACGACAGUGACCUCAAUACGACUCCAGAUGGACAAGUGCUGCAGAUCUGCCCUGUGCCCAACACUCACCCACUGUUAGUGUUUGUGAAUCCCAAAAGUGGAGGCAAACAGGGUGAAAGAAUCUUACGGAAAUUCCAGUAUUUAUUAAAUCCAAGACAAGUUUACAAUCUCUCAAAUGGAGGACCAGGCCCAGGUUUGAGUUUUUUCAGAAGUCUGCAGGACUACAGGAUAUUAGUGUGUGGGGGGGACGGCACAGUGGGCUGGAUUCUCGAUGCUAUUGAUAAGGCCAACCUAAUGGUCCGACCUCCUGUUGCGGUACUUCCUCUGGGCACAGGAAAUGACCUCGCUCGCUGCCUCAGAUGGGGAGGAGGAUACGACGGUGAGGAUUUGUGCCGUAUUUUGAAAGAGAUAGAGUUGAGUGCAGAGGUGAUGAUGGACCGCUGGAGCUUUAAAGUGAUUGCGGAUGAAACCCAAGAAGAGGGAGACCCAGUGCCGUACGAAAUCAUCAACAACUACUUCUCCAUCGGGGUGGAUGCUUCUAUUGCACAUCGGUUUCACACAAUGAGGGAGAAACAUCCACAGAAGUUUAACAGCAGGAUGAAGAAUAAGUUGUGGUAUUUUGAAUUUGCAACUUCUGAAACCAUUUCUGCUUCUUGCAAAAAACUCAACGAAAAUCUAACUAUUGAGUGUUGUGGCACCCCUCUCGAUCUCUCGGGCCUCUCGUUGGAAGGGGUCGCGGUCUUAAAUAUUCCCAGCAUGCACGGCGGUUCCAAUCUGUGGGGGGAGACCAAGAAAAGUGAUGCCAAGUCAAGUCCAGACGAGCCAGAAGUCAUAGUUGACCCAGAAGUGCUAAAAGUAACUUCACAAGAUCUGAGUGACCGUCGUGUGGAGGUGGUUGGCCUGGAAGGGGCGAUGGAGAUGGGGCAGAUUUAUACUGGACUGAAGAGCGCAGUGAGACUCGCCAAGACCUCCCAGAUCACCAUCAGGACAAAGAAGGCCCUCCCAAUGCAGAUCGACGGAGAGCCGUGGAUGCAGCCUCCAUGCACGAUUAUCAUCACGCAUAAGAAUCAAGCCAGCAUGCUGAUGGCUCCUGCUCAGGCCAAAUCAACUGGAUUCUUCAAGUAAAACUGACAGUCAUGUGUCUAAUGUACAUAAAACUAAUCUUAUAAAUAAUAUAUGAAAUGUUAUGAAUGUCGAUGUAGAAAUAACCGUAUAAAUUCUUCAACGGUCUACAUAUCGUUCACAUAUAACCGAAGCAUGGCGCUAUAGGAAUACAAACUGUACACUGCAAAAAAUGACUUUCUGCAUUGGUUAAAAUGAUUCAAGAUUUUAAAGUUUGUGGUAUUUAAAGGUCCUAUAUUACGCUAAAUUGACUCUGUGAGUUUUUAGACAUGUUAUUAUAAUGCUGUUACCUCAUCAAAAACACACCUGGAGUUGUGUUUUUUCAUUCACACAUGUUUGAGUAACACUUUAUUAUUAGUCUGUCUACAUCUCUAAAGCUCAAAAUGCUCUGUUCCACCUUGUGAUGUCAUGAAGCUGUAGUUUUCAGGAACAUUUUUCCUUUUGUUGAGCAGAAAUUGGCAAUUCCAGCACUGAAAUUAUCCAAAUGAUUCUAGUGAAAGUAUGUUUUUAAUGAGGAAACAACAUUAUAACAUAGAUCAGGAAAAAUAUGAGCCCUUUAAGUUUUUAGUUUUUUUCUGAAGUUUGUUUUUAAAUAAGAAACAAUAUCAUGAAACCAGCCUGAAUUUUAGACAAAGUAAAAUAACGUAGGUUUUAUAAGUAAAUAAACCUAAGUUAAAUCUUGUCUGUUCUACUCAAAUUACAAUUGUUUUUAAUUAAUUGUUUUAACUAUAGUAGACAUCAUUUUUUGCAGUGUAUGUUACAGUUACGUUGCAUUGUGGCAAAAUGACCAAACUUUACCUUUAACAAUAGAAACUGUAGAACGCUUUUAGACAAACUGCAAACUACUGCUAUAGGCUGGAGACGUGGCCGUUUAUGCUUGCUGUGAAUGUUAAGCCAGUAUUAAACUGGGACGACAACUAGGAUAGAACAAGGAGUUAGUCUGCACCUAAACUAUGAAUAAAAUCAGAACUAAACCCGAACUAAAUCUGCUUUCAAAGUGGGACUAAAACCAGGACUGAACCAGGACUGUGCAAGGCAAUGUAGGAAUGAACAGGAAUAAACCAAGACUACAGCUAGGACUGAAAGAUGGACUAAAACCAGGAUUAAAUUAGGACUACAACUAGGUCUAAACCACACAAAUAAAAACAGGACAGUUAAGUGCCAUGAACUAAUUCUAAACGACAGCAAAGACAGAAAGUUCUAAGUAAAACUGGUCUAAACCUAAGACUUAAAUCAGGACUACACCAGGACUGCAACUUGGACUAAAUCUACACUACAAGUGGGACUAAAACCAGGACUGAACUGGGACUAUAACUAGAACUAAUCCAGGACUAAAACUAAACUGAACCUAAACUAAAUCAUGACUAAACUGAACCAGGAUAAAUGUAAAACCAGGCCAAAGACACAAGGAAACCAAGACUAGAACAGGACUAAAAUGGAUGUCAACAUAUUGGCCUCAGUAUUUCUAUUAUUUUGUGCACGACGCUGGCUGAAAGCACUAGGCUGUAUAAAUGGAACGGCAAAGCUUCAUGUGCCUUUAUUAUAAUAUCAAUAAUCAAUAACUUUGGCUUUAGCAGCAGCAUAGCACUGUAGAUAGAUGUGCACUGACCGAACAGUAUUGUGUCAUUGAAGGAUACACGGCAAAAAAUAUAAAACUUACACGAGUUACAGUGCCAUUCAUUUUGAAGAUUUGUCUUAUUUUAAGUGUUUUAUGUGAAAUAAAAAUAUACAUUUUAACUUAAUCCGUUACAUCUGACAAUACGAAAUAAUGCAUUUACUUGAAGACAAUAUAUAACUGUGUAGUUUUGACUAGUGUAAAUAGUUUUAAUAAAAUCUAAAUAGUUAUCUGCCAGUCGUGUAAAAAAACUGCACUAUUUAAUCAACCUGUCUUUAAUGUUUGUCUGCUGCAGAUAAUUCAUCUUAAAAUAAAAUACUAAAAUAAGUUCUGAAAAGAGGAUAGAUUUCUGGAAUUCUGCUGAUUUUAACUUGUGUAAUUUUUAUUUUAUUUUUUGCUGUGAAUUGGGGGGCUGUGGCUUAAUUUAUUUACUCUUUUACAUUUUUACAUAUUUGACAAAUACUUGAAGGUGUUUGUGGGAACAAUAGGACAAUCAUUGCCAAAGGGGUUUUCUGUGGAUCUGAACUGGUGUGAGUAAAACUAGGGAUGUCACGAUGUCAACAUUUUAACAAUAAUAUGUGAAAAGAACCACAAUCACAUUUUACAUUUGUCAUAUUUAUUUCUUUGUUUAUUGUUGGUCCCCAGUAGCAAAGUCCAUGCAAGUAUAAAUUAUUACUAAAGGUGAUUAUGUAUUUUUUUUGGUGGAGUCUACCACCUGAUUAAACCAUAGGCAUAUUGUGAUGUAUCUCCACGGAGACAAACACCAAGUUAAAGGUUGGAUACGUCUGUGGAGAGCCGAGUAAUGUAGUAAAGAAUGUGAAGGAUUUUUGAGCAAUAAAACACCUGUAAUUUAAAGAUCAGGUAGAUAGAUAUGUUUAAUACCUUAUUUUGGAAUAUUCCAGGUCAAGAAAUAACAUCUCGAUGAAGAUGAGCAGAUGGUGGACCCUACACCAGAAAAGUACAUAAUGCCCCUUUAAAUUCUAGCUUAUAAAUCCACAAAUUCACCUAAAUCAAACCUUUUGAUUCAAAUGUAUUUAUUUCAUUGAACAUGCGUCUUUAAGUCUGGUUUACAUGUUGAUACUUUGCAGUGACGUCACGCUAGGGCUGUUCUACAUGUAUGUCUAUGGUGAAAUGUUCAGCAGUUACCAUGGAGACACAAUGCGCACAAAACACAAAAAGUGUUUUAAAUGGUCUGAAAACUCGAGAAAAAAAUGACAUCAGCUGCAAAGUAUCAGUAGGUUUAUUCAUAUAUUUUUAUAGCGUUUUCCAAUUAUCCUGCAGUAAUAUUUUGUUAUAAUUUUUAUCCACGAUUAUGUUAAAUUGUUUAAUCUUGACAUCCCUAGUGAGCUCUGACGGACUGCUGUAUUUUAAUAUUUUCAGAAGCUGACACCACUUUUACUUUUUAGGAUUUUGAUUCUUAACUAAAUAGUUGAGACCAAUUUAAUAUAUAGUGUUAAUUUAAUUGUAAUGUAAUUUAAUAUGUAGGGAAUGUUGUAGUAUAUUGCCUGGUAAAUAAGAGCAUUAAAAACUCAAAAGUGUUUGGUCCAUUUAUUUCAGGAUGCUGUGUUUAAAAUAAUGUUCGAUGGUUUUGAAACAGCAGGGGGCGCUGUGUCUCUCUAGUGGACUUUAACUGUGGUAUGGUGGUACUUGAGAUUAAAUGUAAGUAAUAAUGAAACUGCAUCAUGACAUCAAAUAAACAACAGCAAUAAUAU